This is a messenger RNA of Eucalyptus grandis, 1856 nucleotides long. Its product is annotated as phenylalanine--tRNA ligase, chloroplastic/mitochondrial. The record is from RefSeq and is a predicted model, not a curated record. Gene Ontology annotation, cellular component: mitochondrion; cytoplasm. Gene Ontology annotation, biological process: phenylalanyl-tRNA aminoacylation. Lineage: Eukaryota; Viridiplantae; Streptophyta; Magnoliopsida; Myrtales; Myrtaceae. Gene Ontology annotation, molecular function: tRNA binding; ATP binding; phenylalanine-tRNA ligase activity.
UGCCAAUCGCCCUCUGUUUUGCUUCGUGCCUUGGCAUUGCUGUCCAGAAACACCCCCACAAGAACAUUACCCACUAAAAUCUCUACUGAGAUUGACACUCCACCCCAGAGUCACAGACCCAAUCCGAUCUUGGGUUAGAGAGAGAGAGAGAGAAGAUGGCGGUGGCCGUCGCGUUUGGUCACUCCGCCGCCUUCUCCAAAGCCCUGCUCUUUCUCCACCGGAACGGCGGGAGGAGCUUCACCGCGUUCUCGGCGCCUUACUCGUCGUCCGCGACCGCCGCUUCUUCUUCCUCGGCGUUUCCUUCUGCUGCUGACAAGGUUCGCCGCCAGAAAUGGAGGGUUCCCGUCGCUUCGGUGCUUGAGCGAGGUGGCGUCAAGAUCGCUAGAGACGAUGUCGUGCGAGAUGAGCCUACAAACAAUAUCCCAGACACUAUAUUUACAAAACUCGGACAGCAGCUUCACAGAAGGAGCCAACAUCCAAUAGGAAUUUUGAAGAAUGCAAUACAUAAUUACUUUGAUUCUAAUUACGAGAACAAGUUUGACAAGUUUGAUGAUCUCUGUCCAAUCGUCACUGUAAAACAGAAUUUUGAUGAUGUACUGGUUCCUGCCGAUCAUGUAAGCCGGAGCUACAAUGACACAUAUUACAUUGACCCUCAAACAGUUUUGAGGUGCCAUACAAGUGCUCAUCAAGCAGAGCUUUUAAGCAAAGGUUACACACAAUUCCUUGUUACGGGAGAUGUUUAUCGAAGAGAUUCUAUUGACUCAACGCACUACCCAGUUUUUCAUCAGAUGGAAGGUGUUCGUGUUUUUUCUCCGAAUGAUUGGGAGUCAUCUGGCCAGGAUGGCACUGCUUAUGCAGCAGAGGAUUUAAAGAAAUGUUUGGAAGGAUUGGCACGCCACUUAUUUGGUGCUGUUGAAAUGCGCUGGAUUGAUACAUAUUUCCCAUUUACUGAUCCAUCAUUUGAGCUUGAGAUAUAUUUUCAGGAAAAGUGGCUCGAAGUUUUGGGCUGUGGUGUUACUGAACAAGAAAUUCUGAAGAGAAGUGGUAACUCAAAUAAUGUUGCUUGGGCAUUUGGACUUGGAUUAGAGCGACUUGCUAUGGUUUUAUUUGACAUACCAGAUAUUCGGCUUUUCUGGACAACUGAUGAGCGAUUUACCUCUCAGUUCUCUGAAGGCCAGCUUGGUGUCAAAUUCAAGCCAUUUUCAAAGUUUCCUCCUUGUUACAAGGACAUGAGCUUCUGGAUCAAUGAGUCUUUUACUGAAAACAAUCUGUGUGAAGUGAUCAGAGGCAUUGCCGGCGAUCUCGUUGAGGAGGUAUGCUUGAUUGAUAAUUUCACAAACAAGAAGGGAAUGACCAGCCAUUGCUACAUUGCAUAUCGAUCCAUGGAGCGUUCACUGACAGACGAAGAAAUCAAUGAGUUGCAGUGGAAGGUGAGAGAACAGGUGGAGAGCAAGUUAAAUGUGAUCCUAAGAUGAGCCUCCCUGGCGCCGUACUGUAGAUUUUCUCAUAAUCCUUCCUCUAAUUUGCAUAAAGUUAAAAGGCUUUCCAUUGGCACCCUGUAGAUCCAUGUCAUUUUUCCCAUAGCAGCGUCUUGUUUUACCUCUUUCUAAUGCAAUGUGUAUCCCGCUUAAUGAUUUCCGUUCUAUGAAUGAAAAUGUGAACGUGCAAGGAUUAUCCAGGUCGGGGUUUAGCGAGCUUCGAUGCCGACAGGGUGUGCAGACCAUUCGGCCGCAAAUUUGCCGAGUGCACAUUGUGAUCUAGAUGAGUUGCCCCACAUAACAAUGGAACUGGCCCUUUGUACGAACGAUGAAGGAUGUUUUCUGAUCAACGGGAUAUGGCAUUGCAGCUAUGUUGUA